This is a messenger RNA of Iphiclides podalirius (scarce swallowtail), 930 nucleotides long. The record is from the annotation of a GenBank genome assembly. NCBI's taxonomy places the organism in Eukaryota, Metazoa, Arthropoda, Insecta, Lepidoptera, Papilionidae.
AUGGCGCUGUCAAACAACUCUCUUUACCAUCGCCUGUUUGUAGAACUGGCCGAUCCCCGAACAAACGACUGGUUUCUAAUCACUAGUCCGGUACCGGGCUUGACGAUCAUCGGACUGUAUUUGUACUUCACUUUGAAAUGGGGCCCACGCUACAUGGCAGACAGGAAACCCUUCCAGCUACAGAUGACAUUAGUGGUGUACAAUUUCAUUCAAGUUUUGGUCAGCUGCUGGCUGUUCUAUGAGGGUCUCGACGCCGCUUGGCUUAGGUCUUAUAGUUGGAAAUGUCAACCGGUGGAUUUUUCAAGGUCACCGGAGGCUAUGAGGGUUGCGAGCGGGGUCUACAUUUACUUCCUGGCGAAAAUGUCCGAGCUUCUGGACACGAUAUUCUUCGUCAUACGUAAGAAGAAUAGGCAGAUUACAUUCUUGCAUAUGUAUCAUCAUACAGUUAUGCCAAUGAUAUCAUGGGGCGCGACCAAAUACUACCCAGGUGGCCACGGUACCCUGAUCGGAGUGAUUAACUCGUUCGUUCACAUCAUCAUGUACACUUAUUACAUGUUGUCCGCAAUGGGCCCCCAAUAUCAGAGAUUCCUGUUUUGGAAGCGUCAUAUCACCACAUUGCAAAUGUUGCAGUUCUGUAUAGCAUUUAUCCAUUCAUCGCAACUUUUGUUUUACGACUGUGGUUACCCUCGCUGGACUGUUGUGUUCACCCUGCCCAACUCUAUAUUCUUUUACUACCUAUUUUACGAUUUCUACUACAAGGCUUACGGUAAGCCGGAAGACAAGAAAUCAGUAAAAGUUGAAACGAGGAUUGGCAGCUGCAAUCAGGCACACACUAACGGAGUUGUAAAUGGUUACGUUACCGACAAGAAUUAUGGAGAAUUCCAGAGUAACGGUGUUCUUAUAAAUGACAAGAAUGAAAAAAAGAAUGCC